AUGACAAAGCCCAAUCGAGCACCAGUUUUCAAGUCAAAGGGUAAAAAAUGCGAACAUAUGGAUGACUCCCUUGAUUUGGAACUUGCUGAUAAGCAUCACAAAGGCAUGUAUUACUAUCACCACUAUACUCAUCUAACUCUUUGUAUAGUGUCUUCUCCCAUCAACAUAUCUGAUUCAGAUGUCUCCCACAAUGGCAAUCACAGCCUUCUUGGUAGCCUCAGCAACAAUUCUGACAAUCAGUACAAGCCUGAUCCACCUCUUCCUGCACUCCCUCCUUCCUCGCCACCUCAUCACAGCACAUCUGGCAGCCUCGGGAACAGUUCUGACAUUCAGUACUAUGAGCCUGAUCUGCCUCUUCCUGCACUCCCUCCUUCCUCGCCACCUCAUUAUGGCACCAUUCUUCCUGGCAUCCCACUCGGCAAUUCAAACAAGGAGAAUGUCCCUGUUAUCCUCAAGAAUCCCCUUGUGAAUAUCUUUGGUGGGCCCAGUGGCAUCCCCAAAUUCAUCCCCACUCCAGCAAUUCCUCUGAGCACAGACUCAAGCAAAGGUGGUCCUGUCAAGAUGCUUGAAGAUGUGGCCAGGUUCUAUGAAGAAUGGAAGAUGAACAAAAAUGGAACCAUGGACAAAUUCAAGCUCUACUGGAACACUCUAGCGAUGGCUCAGCAAGAUGAAUAUCAAGCCGAGGCCAAGCAUCUUGACAGUGCUGGUGCCUGGAAGAAGGCUUCUGAUUCUGCUGUUGUCAAUGGUGCUCUCCACUAG
Molecule: messenger RNA, 759 nt
Organism: Suillus subaureus
Lineage: Eukaryota; Fungi; Basidiomycota; Agaricomycetes; Boletales; Suillaceae
Exons: 4
Coding region: 1-759 (252 amino acids)
Source: RefSeq, a predicted model, not a curated record